CCCCGCCCCCCCAACCCCCCGCGUGAAAGCGAAAGUGUCGGGGCCCGCGGAGGUCAAGGACUGGGGGGCGGGGCCGGCGCGGACCUGAGAGCGGGCGCCGGGCGCUUCGGGGGCCAUGGAUGGGCUCGGCCGCCGCCUUCGAGCCAGCCUGAGACUGAAGCGCGGUCGCGGGGAGUUCUGGGACUUCAAUCAGGUGGCUGUGGGAGGGGCUUCCUGGUGGAGGAACAAGUAUAACCUGACUCCUGACUUCCCCAGAAAGGGAGCUCCGCAGGGCAAUCGGGAAGAAGCUGUGAAGGAACCAGAAAGGGCCCAGGAACACCCUCUGCCCAACUUCGCUGGAGGACAGCAUUUCUUUGAAUACCUUCUUGUGGUUUCCCUAAAAAAAAAGCUUUUAGCGAAUGAUUAUGAGCCCACCAUCACCUACCAGUUUCCCAAGCGGGAGAACCUGCUGCGGGGCCAGCAGGAGGAAGAGGAGCGGCUGCUCAAAGCCAUCCCCUUGUUCUGCUUCCCAGAUGGGAAUGAGUGGGCCCCACUCACUGAGUAUCCCAGGGAGACCUUCUCCUUCGUCCUGACCAAUGUGGAUGGGAGCAGGAAGAUUGGAUACUGCAGGCGCCUCUUGCCCGCCGGCCCCGGCCCUCGCCUUCCCCAGGUGUACUGCAUCAUCAGCUGCAUCGGCUGCUUUGGCUUGUUCUCCAAGAUCCUGGAUGAAGUGGAGAAGAGGCAUCAGAUCUCCAUGGCCGUCAUCUACCCGUUCAUGCAGGGCCUCCGAGAGGCGGCCUUCCCUGCUCCUGGGAAGACGGUCACGCUCAAGAGCUUCAUCCCCGACUCAGGCACUGAGUUCAUCUCACUGACACGGCCCCUGGACUCCCAUCUAGAACACGUGGAUUUUAGCUCUCUGUUGGACUGCCUCCGUUUUGAGCAGAUUCUUCAGAUCUUUGCCUCUGCGGUGCUGGAGAGAAAAAUCAUCUUCCUAGCAGAAGGGCUGAGCACCCUGUCUCAGUGCAUCCACGCUACUGCCGCACUCCUCUACCCCUUCAGCUGGGCACACACCUACAUCCCUGUUGUCCCCGAGAGCCUUCUCGCUACCGUCUGCUGCCCAACCCCCUUCAUGGUUGGUGUGCAGAUGCGCUUCCUGCAGGAGGUUAUGGACAGCCCCAUGGAAGAGGUCCUGUUGGUGGAUCUGCAUGAAGGAACCUUCUUACUGUCUGUUGGUGAUGAAAAAGACAUCCUGCCACCAAAGCUUCAGGAUGACAUCCUAGACUCUCUUAGCCAAGGGAUCAAUGAGUUAAAGACUUCAGAACAAGUGAAUGAGCACGUUUCAGGCCCUUUCGUUCAGUUCUUUGUCAAGACUGUAGGCCACUAUGCUUCCUACAUCAAGCGGGAAGCCAGUGGGCAAGGCCACUUCCAAGAACGGCCCUUCUGUAAGGCUCUGACCUCCAAGACUAACCGCCGAUUCGUGAAGAAGUUUGUGAAGACACAGCUCUUCUCCCUUUUCAUCCAGGAGGCCGAGAAGAGCAAAACUCCUCCUGCAGGCUACUUCCAACAGAAAAUACUUGAAUAUGAGGAACAGAAGAAACAGAAGAAAUCAAGGGAAAAGUCGGUGAAGUAAGAACUGUGGUGAGCGAGAGACUAGACCUAAAGGCCAGUUCUGGACUUCGGCCCCUGCCAGUGUGGUAGGAUCAGCGAAGCGCUCAGCCCUCGGAAUCCACAGCCUCCUCCCGAGUCCUGGGGACCAAGUUUUGCUUCAAGCUGGUGUCUGAUUUGGGGCUAAUUCCACCUUUCUCAAGACUUUGGAGGGCUGUGACCCCAAGCUCACAGAACUGGGCUCAAAGCUACAUGUUUGACAGCUGUGACACAGGGGAGGUAAUAGUAGUAUAGGUGUUGCAGACAUUUGGUUAGAGGCUGCUACAACCACCCUUUCCUGGGAAUGACUGUUAAAAAACCAGCAAUAGAGAUCGCAGUUGUGGCCCAAAGGUUCAGCUCCUCCACACUGAAAAAAAAAGGAGGUCUAUGGAAAUGUGAGGAUGAGAAUAAAGAUGGAAAUCUCA
This is a messenger RNA of Oryctolagus cuniculus (rabbit), 2048 nucleotides long. RefSeq names its product DENN domain containing 2D (gene DENND2D). Gene Ontology annotation, cellular component: cytosol; nucleoplasm. Lineage: Eukaryota; Metazoa; Chordata; Mammalia; Lagomorpha; Leporidae. The record is from RefSeq and is a predicted model, not a curated record.